UGUUUUGAAAAGAAUACGCCGGAAGCUGUGUGUGACGCAGCGUUGUGGCGUCAACAACACUGAUCAGACGGACCCGCCGCGGCUCCUCUCGUCCAAGACUCGUUUUAAAUACACCACAGCACGGACUGCCCUUCGCCCAUCCACAGUACACCUGUGUGUGUGUGAGUGAGGAACAGAGUGUGUGUUUGUGUGUGUACUUGCACGCCUGCUUGACCCGACCGCGCGGUGUUGUUGAGGGUUGUGUAGGAGUGUGUGUGCAUCUGUGUUGCGAUGUCGGCGGAGCUUCUGGUGGACCUGGGCGAGGACGCGCUGGCCCCCGAGUUGGACCGCCUCAAGCUGUCCCCCCUGGAGGACCAGAAGUGGCCCCCGGAUGCGUUGGCCAUGAGCAACUCUGAGAUGGAGAUCUCUCAGAGCUUGGCCGCGGGCUCCCCCCACCUGGCCUGGGACCACCCCUUCUACGACAUCGCCAGGCACCAGAUCAUUGAGGUGGCAGGCGACGACAACUUUGGCCGGAAGGUGAUUGUGUUCAACGCCUGCAGGAUGCCCCCGCACCACGAGCUGGACCAUAAAAAGCUGCUGAUGUAUCUGAAGGGAACCCUGGACCAGUACGUGGAGAGCGACUACACGCUCAUCUACUUCCACCACGGGCUGACGGGCGAGAACAAGCCGUCCCUGAGCUGGGUGCGAGAAGCCUACAAGGAGUUUGACAGGAAGUACAAGAAGAACAUCAAGGCCCUGUACAUCGUCCACCCCACCAUGUUCAUCAAGACCCUGCUCAUUCUCUUCAAGCCCCUCAUAAGCUUCAAGUUUGGGAGGAAGAUCAACUACGUGAGCUAUCUCAGCGAACUUGAGGACGUGGUCAAGUGCGACCAGCUUGUCAUUCCCGAACGGGUCCAAGAGUAUGAUAACAAGCUGCGGUCGUCUCUGAAGCCGUCUGCCCAGCCCCCCAUGUCUCCUCCCCGCAGCCCCCCACUGCCAAACCAGCUGUUUGGGGUCCCCCUCGCUGUGUUGCGACAGAGAAGCCCAGAUUGUGAUCCAGUUCCUGUUGUGAUGAAGGACACCAUCAGCUUCCUGUCGGAGCGAGGUCUGGAGAUCGAGGGAAUAUUCCGGCGUUCUGCCAACGUCACGCUGGUGAAAGAGGUCCAGCUCAGAUAUAACUCCGGCGAGGCGGUGAGCUUCUACGAGAUGGAGGACUUCCACCUGGCCGCCGUCAUCCUGAAGACCUUCAUCAGGGAGCUGCCGGAGCCCCUGCUCACCUACCAGCUCUACAACGACGUCGUCAACUUCGCAGCUGUGCCCAGCGAGAACCAGGUGGCGGCCAUGAAGGCCCUGGUGGCGACCCUGCCCGAGGAGAACUACGCCACGCUCCGAUACCUGGUCACCUUCCUGGCACAGGUGGCGGACAACAGCGAGAUCAACAAGAUGACCAACAGCAAUCUGGCCGUGGUGUUUGGUCCCAAUCUGCUGUGGGGGCGGGACAACGCCAUGUCCCUCAGCGCCAUCGGACCCAUCAACAACUUCACCAGAACCCUGCUGGACCAGCAGCAUCUGGUGUUUGAGUAGAAAACCCCGCCCCCUUCUCUCCUCUGGCCAAUCAGCGUUGGUCUCAGAUAACAGCGCCUAGUCUCGAGAAAACCUGAUCCCCAGACCAAAUGUUCCAAGGGUACUUGUUCCUUGUAUCGCUUCGUCUGCAGCCCUGCUGUCGGGUGGACCAUAUGUCCUCUUAUCUGUUUUAGUAUUAGUUUGUUUGAUUUGGUAUUUUGUUGUGGUCACAAUUUGAAUUUGCAUUUGUUAGCCUUUUUUUUCUAUUUGUUUUAAAGUUUGUGCCAAAUAGCCGUAACCUCCCUCCCUUUCGGCAACGUGGUUUUGACAGAAGAUAACCACUCUGUUAUGACCUAAACCUAGUCUCAAUCCAUUGCCAGAGAACCCCUGUAGCCACUUCGCCUGGCUCAAUCCCUGAUGACCUUUGACCCCCGAGUGACCUUGAACCAGCCCCUCCCUACUUUCAUCUCCCCCCUGGACACUGUUGUUUAGGCAGCU
Messenger RNA from Gadus chalcogrammus (walleye pollock), 2040 nucleotides. RefSeq names its product Rho GTPase activating protein 1 (gene arhgap1). Gene Ontology annotation, biological process: small GTPase-mediated signal transduction; negative regulation of endocytic recycling. The record is from RefSeq and is a predicted model, not a curated record. Bases 271 to 1563 code for a protein of 430 amino acids. Gene Ontology annotation, molecular function: GTPase activator activity. Lineage: Eukaryota; Metazoa; Chordata; Actinopteri; Gadiformes; Gadidae. Gene Ontology annotation, cellular component: cytoplasm. The transcript has 13 exons.